AAAUAGUGUGCUAGUGAUACUCUGUGCUUUCUGGAGUGUAUAUAAUUAUAAAACAUUUUUAUCUGUUCUAAAUUAUUAAUUAAAUCGAUUGCUACAAUUUCGAAAAAUGUCAGACUCAUUUAGCAGCUCUUUUUCCGAUAAUGAGAAUAUUAAAGGAAUUGAUCCCGAAUUAGCUGAGCUUCUGAUGGUCGAAAAGCAAAAAGCGCAAUUUAACGCACAAAUCCAUGAAUUCAAUGACUUUUGCUGGGAUAAAUGUGUCGAUAAACCAGGAAGUAAAUUGGAUGGCCGUACAGAAACCUGUAUACAUAAUUGUGUAGAUAGAUUUAUAGAUGUUUCUCUCUUUGUCACUAAUCGUUUUGCACAAUUAUUACAAAACUCUGUAGCAAAAUGAG
Molecule: messenger RNA, 392 nt
Organism: Pseudomyrmex gracilis
Lineage: Eukaryota; Metazoa; Arthropoda; Insecta; Hymenoptera; Formicidae
Product: mitochondrial import inner membrane translocase subunit Tim8-like
Exons: 3
Coding region: 107-391 (94 amino acids)
Source: RefSeq, a predicted model, not a curated record